Messenger RNA from Aureococcus anophagefferens, 384 nucleotides. RefSeq lists its product as hypothetical. The record is from RefSeq and is a predicted model, not a curated record. The transcript has 2 exons. The annotation marks the transcript as partial. NCBI's taxonomy places the organism in Eukaryota, Pelagophyceae, Pelagomonadales, Pelagomonadaceae. Gene Ontology annotation, cellular component: membrane.
CCGCGCGAGUGCGACCUGGGGCGGCGCAUCAUCUUCGCGAUCGCGUGCGGCGGCACCGUCGGCUACGAGCGGCGCCGCGUGGACCGGCCCGCGGGCAUCCGGACCAUGGCUUUGGUGGCGCUGGGCGCCUGCGUCUUCACGAUCACGUCCAUCUUCGCCUUCGAGGACGGGCCCAUGUCCUGGGACAGCUCGCGCGUCGCCGCGGCGAUCCCCUCGGGCGUCGGCUUCCUCGGCGCGGGGUUGAUCUGGAAGAUGAAGCACGAGCAGAUCCACGGCCUGACGACGGCCGCGUCGACGUGGGUCGCGGCGUCCGUCGGCAUCGCCGCGGGCGGCGCCAUGUACUUUGUCGCGGUCUUCGCUGUCCUCACGCUCCUCUUCGUGCUC